CGCACACUCAGUCCGCCCGUUCCCACUCCGGCACUCCCUCCCCAAGCUAGGUCGACGCCACCGCUUGCAUGCAGCUAGCAGAGCCGAGAGAGCCUGAGCUUGACACGCAGCCGCCCAGACCCAGCCAGCGCCGAGCCAGCGACGCCAUGGACGCCGUCUCACUCUCCUGCGCGGGCACGGCGCCGCGGAGCGCGCUCCUAUCCCACUCCUUCGCCGACGCGGCCAUCGCGCGCGCGCUCCACUUCUCCCUCUCCGAUCACGCCCCGGCCGACCCGACGCCCGUGGCGGCGGCGGCGAUGCUGAUGCACGGCGCCGUGGCAGCAGGGACGACGGACUGUCCCCCGACGGUCGCAGCGCCGUCGCCGUCGUCGUCCGCGCGGUGCCGGCUGGGCCCCGCGGGCGGGCACGCGGGGAAGCGGCGCCGGCCGCGGCCGUCCAAGCGCGUGCCCACCACGUACAUCAGCACCGACGCCGCCACCUUCCGCGCCAUGGUGCAGCGCGUCACCGGCGCCGACGAGGCCGACCUGCAGGCGCUGCAGCAGCAGCAGCAGCAGGACGGCGUCCUCGGUCUCGGCGUCCUCCUGCCGCACCUCGGCGUCGAGCAGUUCCUCCAGGCGGCGGGACACGCGCCGCACGUCGCUGCUGCUGCACCGUACGCGACGGCAACGCCCUCCGCGGCGGCGGCGGAGCAGCAGCAGCCGCUGUUCCCGACGCUGGACUCGUGGAACGUCAUGUACGGGAAGAAGAACGAGGUGGUCUCAGCCCUGACUGCUGGCCCAUGAAAAUUGAUCCCCGUCCGUUCCAUUCCAGGCGAGCUUCUAUGUGCUUCUGCAGCAUUAGCAUCUACUAGCUUGGAUGAUCAGAUCAGAUCAGCUCAGCUCAUGAUUUGAUCCCUUCUUUCUCCCUGGUCGCGGAGAAGCUGUACAUGACAUAUUUACAGUUGGGGUGACCUCGAGUGGUCUAUGGGUGGAAUAGCAUAGUUGUGUUUUAAUCAGAGAACCAGGGACAGACCGCAGUCACGCUUUUAUUGGUUUUGGUUACUGAAUAUUUCUGGGAGGAUAAA
Molecule: messenger RNA, 1063 nt
Organism: Sorghum bicolor (sorghum)
Lineage: Eukaryota; Viridiplantae; Streptophyta; Magnoliopsida; Poales; Poaceae
Exons: 1
Coding region: 69-782 (237 amino acids)
Biological process (GO): response to osmotic stress
Cellular component (GO): nucleus
Molecular function (GO): calmodulin binding
Source: RefSeq, a predicted model, not a curated record